UACGUAACAAAAAUGACGUACAGCACGUACCAAGGAAGUGCACGUGAAUGCACGCCUGUGUUUCCUCGACGGUGCUUUUAUAGUAGUGUGUUUGCAUUAAUUGAGUGAAAUUCAGCGGAUAUUCCCUCGUUUUCUGCCCAGUUCAUGUUGAGAUUCACCCUCCUGUGAUGGAAAAUGCACGUACAGACAUGUUCUUGAUAACUGGUGGAUGUGGCUAUUUUGGUUAUCGCCUUGCAUGCUCCCUGCAUAAAAAAGGAGCCAAGAUCGUUCUGUUUGACACAGUCCCUCCAAAGCAAGAAGUGCCUGAGGACAUUGUGUUUCUUCAAGGAGAUAUACGUGAGUAUGCACAAGUUGAGAAGGCCGUCGCUGGUGUGGACUGUGUAUUCCACAUCGCCUCCUAUGGCAUGUCUGGCAGGGAGCAGCUGAACCGGCAUCUGAUCGAGGCGGUGAAUGUGCAAGGCACGCAGAACGUCCUGAAGGCUUGCGUUGAGCACGGAGUGUCCAGGCUGGUUUACACCAGCACCUUCAACGUGGUGUUCGGAGGCCAGGUGAUAGAGAACGGGGAUGAAAGCCUCCCUUAUCUACCUCUCCAUCUUCACUCCGACCACUACUCCAGAACCAAGUCGCUGGCUGAGAUGGCUGUGCUCGAAGCUAACGGCACAGCACUGGAGGACGGUUCCGGGGUGCUGAGAAGCUGUGCACUGCGUCCAGCGGGAAUCUACGGGCCUGGCGAGCAGAGGCACCUGCCCAGGAUAGUUGGCUACAUAGAGAAGGGGAUCUUCCGGUUUGUUUAUGGUGAACCCAGCAGCCGGGUUGAGUUUGUCCAUGUGGACAACCUAGUGUCGGCACACGAGCUUGCCGCUGAGGCUCUGACCUCGGAGAAGCGGCACCGCUCUGCUGGCCAGGCCUACUUCAUCUCAGAUGGCAGGCCUGUCAACAAUUUUGAAUUCUUCAGACCUCUGGUAGAGGGCUUGGGCUAUCCUUUCCCCAAACUGCGCCUUCCUGUCUCUCUCAUCUACUUCGUUGCCUUUCUCACAGAAAUGAUUCACCACCUCGUCGGGCCCUUCUAUAACUUCCAGCCACUGCUGACACGCACAGAGGUGUACAAGACUGGCGUGACGCAUUACUUCAGCAUGGCAAAAGCUCAGGCGGAUCUCGGUUAUGAGCCUCAGGAGCACAACCUGGAUGAGGUUGUACAGUGGUUCAGAAGCAGAGGCCACGGGAAGAAAUCUCACAGCUCCUUCCUCCGUCGAAUGCUACUCGACAUCCUGUUUGUCUCUGCCUUUGUUGCUGUGGUUCUCUCUUUUCUUCCAUUUGUUGGCAGUUGAUGAGCAGCUAAAGCUACAUUUUUCAAAAUGCCAUACGCCCUGUGUAUCAAGACUGGUUCAUAACUGGGUUGGUCCAUGGACACAUUUUAUUACAAAAUCAGUCAGUACUGGCAGGUGCUUCAGACAUGAAAACACCUUUUUAUAAACUGUUACACCCAUCACAUGUGAAUAUAAUCAAAUAAUAUCUGUAUCUUAAUGUCUGGUUGUUGUCUCGGUUCGAGACUAUAUGUCAAAUGCUACCUCACAACGGUCAGUUGUUUUUUUUACAGAAAAUCUCUGGGAUCAAAGAUUGAUAAUUAUAAUAAUAAUCUAAUACAAACAUGUUUUAAAUGCUGUUUUUGAAGAACUGUUCUGAAAACUGUAAUGAAUAAAUCCUUACAUGGCAAA
Molecule: messenger RNA, 1715 nt
Organism: Sebastes umbrosus (honeycomb rockfish)
Lineage: Eukaryota; Metazoa; Chordata; Actinopteri; Perciformes; Sebastidae
Gene: sdr42e1
Product: short chain dehydrogenase/reductase family 42E, member 1
Exons: 3
Coding region: 168-1328 (386 amino acids)
Biological process (GO): steroid biosynthetic process
Molecular function (GO): 3-beta-hydroxy-Delta5-steroid dehydrogenase (NAD+) activity
Source: RefSeq, a predicted model, not a curated record